Molecule: messenger RNA, 3639 nt
Organism: Melampsora larici-populina 98AG31
Lineage: Eukaryota; Fungi; Basidiomycota; Pucciniomycetes; Pucciniales; Melampsoraceae
Exons: 18
Coding region: 52-3303 (1083 amino acids)
Biological process (GO): response to oxidative stress
Molecular function (GO): peroxidase activity; heme binding
Source: RefSeq, a predicted model, not a curated record
CUCAACCUUUUACAAAUAAUUUGCUAGCAUAUAAUCUGAUUUUAUCUAACCAUGUCACAACAAACCACUGCCAACAGACCUUAUCACUCUCAACAGUCUUCCCAGCCUAAAGCUGGUGAAGCUUUAGUUCAGACUAGAGGAUAUACUCAUCUAUUACAGAUUGGUUCAGCUACUGAUUUACCUACUUCAAGCGAUUCUGGAUUAUGGCGUAGAGUUGCUCAAUUCCAAGAGACCGCUGGAAUUGUCUCGCAUUACCUGUUCUCCAAGGGUGGUCAAUACGGUCAUUUGGAUAACUAUGAAGAAUCAGCUACCACUGAUAAUAAAAAAUCAACUUCAUUGGCUUACCUCGCUGUUCAACAAACCUUGGCGGGUUUGGUACCAGAGAACCUUGCUAUGGUCGCGAACUUAUUGACUAGCGUUGGAAAACCAUUGGAUGACCGAAAACUUCAACUUGAAGAAGUCGUCGCUUUUCUCUCUCGUGCUGGAAAGAGAAGACAUAACGCUCCUAAUAAAUAUGUUGAUGCGGCUCAGAAUCAAUUUAUCACUUUGCUUUGGAAUGAUCUCUCUCAUCCUCCAACAGUGGAUUUGAAUCCCAAGCAUCGCUUCAGGAAAGCUGAUGGAAGUGACAACAACCUGACUGGUGAUCCGCUCCUUGGAGCUGCCAAUCAACCGUAUUCCAGAUCUGUUCGACCGGUUCAUCCUGUUCCGACUCACAUAGCUGAGCCCGAAGACAUGUUCGAUGCUAUUCUACGUCGUCCUACGGGGUACGAAGGUUUUACCCCUCACCCAGCUCGCAUUUCCAGUUUAUUCUUUGGUUUUGCGAAUAUCGUCAUUCACGACAUAUUCUGGACCAACAAUCGCGAAGAAGUCAAAGUCCCGAACAAAUAUCACGAAUCGGAUCAGAACACAGAACAAGCCGACGACAAACCCAAGAAGCCCAGCCCGUGGCAGAAUUUGACGUCAUCUUAUGCUUCUUUGGAUCCUUUAUAUGGCGUCAGCGAUAAGGAACAAGCAAGUAUACGCGACAAAGAACAGCUUGGUCGUGGCUUGUUGUAUAACGAUACCUUUGCCUCGGAUCGAUUGCUCAUGAUGCCGCCAGCUUCAUGUGCUUUGCUUGUUCUCUUCUCCAGGAAUCACAACCGCAUCGCCAAGAAGUUACUAGAACUCAAUGAACGCGGUAGUUGGAAAUCAGACCUGAGCAAACUGAGCGAAGAAGAAUUGAAACAACAAGACGAUGAGAUCUUUGGUACGGCACGACACGUUAAUUGCGGUUAUUACGCUGGCAUCAUCCUUGGAGAUUAUCUACAGCAAUGGCUUGAGUCAACUUUUGAAAAAGCUCUACCAAGUCGGAAAUGGGACGAGAUGAAUAUGUCGACUUUGAUGGAUGCGAUUAAAAUCUUGAAAACCAAGUUGAAUGCUGCCGAUGAAAAUGCUCAUAAUCCCAAAGUUUGGAAGUUAUCGAAACGAGAAGUCAGAAUACCUGUGGAGGGUCCACCCGUGGUGGAGUCCGAAGGUGUUUAUGAGAGGGACUCGCAAAGUAGUAAAUUCCGCGAUGAGGAUUUGGCGAGGAUCUUGAAGGAUUCUACAUAUGAAGUUGCAGGUGCCUUCGGAGCCAGACAUGUACCAGCAGUAAUGCGCUGGAUUGAAUGCCAAGGGAUGCGGACGGCGAGAGAUGUUUGGAAAUUAUGUACGCUAAACGAAUUCAGGGCGUUUAUUGGCUUGAAGGAAUUCCAGACAUUCCAAGAGUGGAAUUCGGACCCAGAAAUUGCUUCUGCAAUGGAGGAUCUUGUCGGACACCCAGCCAACAUUCCGCUUCAUGUUGGUCUGCACGGAGAGGAAGCCAAAAAACCAAGAUUGGGAUCGGGUGUUUGUCUUCCUUAUACCAUCAGUCGAGCUAUACUAAGUGACGCAAUUGCAUUGGUUCGAGGAGAUCGCUUCUAUACGGAUAAUGCAACUGCAGAUGUUAUGACCAAUUGGGGACUCGCUGACUGCCAGCCUGAUCCUCAAAACGGCGCACCUGGAGGAAUGCUCGAAAAACUGAUACGCGAGAAUCUCCACCAAAAGGCACUCAACUAUGCGAUCGAUCCUCCCGUACAACCUAUCAUUGGUUAUAAACAGAUCCAGAGCGGUGAAAGAACGCUGGUUUAUGAGCUUUCAGGUAUGCAUGGCAUCCAAGUCAUCUCGAGGUUGAUUGCUGAUACUAUCCUAUCAUCUAAAGAUACUCCCAGGGUAGAAGCUCAGAGGAUGGGCAUGAUCGUCGGUUUGGACCACAUGAAUUCCAACAUCAAGCUCGUCUAUAAGGCAGUGGAGAAAGUGAUGUAUCAUCAAGAUGUAAAACAAUACCAUGAUUUCAUUCACAGCCGCAUUCAAGAAUGCUCCACGAGGCGAAGCCCAGUUUCAUCUGAUGAGACAGUUGAUGUUCUUCGGGAUGUCACAAACCCUUUGGUUUCGGGAUGUUAUUGCUAUCUAACCGAGUCACCUCAGCGAUCUUUCAAAGCUCGUGCAGCUGCGCGAAUAGCUGCCUCUGGGUUGACCUGGCAGAUCAAAUCUCACAUUCAAGGAUGCGCCCCUUCUCACUCAGUUGGAGAUACGUUCAAGAAGGGCGCAUCUAUGGCAAUGAUGGGGGCUUUGGGAGCGCUUGAAGAGACUGUCAAAUUCGUGUCUGGUCAAGAUCCUGGAUUUAAAGGCGGACAUGGCGAUACCUUGGCAUUUUAUAAGACCUUGACGGCUGAGAACAAUGCUCAGGUUGACCCAUUGUCGCCCGAUGAACUAGCAGCUGACUGUUUGAGAGCAAUUUCCACCUUGGCCUUUACCAUCGUAAAUGGUACGGCAAAUGCGCUGGACUAUCUUUUGCCCGAAGUUACCAAGCCGGAUGAAGUUCCCAGAAUUCGAGAAACUUUGGAAACGAUCAUCAAGGGAAACAACGAACCUGGACUACAUGAGGCAUUUUCUAGGCAUGCAUUGGAAGCCACACGUCUUGGUCACUGGAAUGAAUCUUUGCGUGGUAUGGUAUUCAAAUCCGAAUAUCAAAAUAGGAAUUCUCGCUCUCUACCUAUUGGAAUCAUUGACAGCGAUUUUCGACUUGAUCGAGAUACCUCUUCCUACUUGCGCUUGUUAGAUGUUGAGGGAUAUUGUCUCUCGGUCUUUGAAAACAUUGUGCCUAUCGUAAUCAGCCAGGUUUUAUCACUUCCUCAAGUCAGACGGGCGCCCGGUGGUCAAGGGAAGUUGGAAAAACUCAAGAUUGCGGGUUCGAAUUCAGGUAUCCCUACGAUGCAUAUUAGAUAUGAUGGUACCAAAUCAUGAUAGACCUCUAAAGGAUUGACGAAGAAUCCCGUCAUGUUCUUUGGAAAAAAAGAUCAAUCAUCUGUUUGUCGUCACUUUCCGCUGUGUCUCAAUUCCACUAACGAUAAAAAAAAUCAAGUGAAUCUUAAUAGGUUGUUUGAUUAUUGAUAUGAUGUAUUCCUCAAAUGUAUUCCUUGAUAUUUUUAUUCCGAAUUUCUCAACUUCUCUCUCUGUCGCGUAGCUCUCAUAAAUUACAAUACAUAUUGUCUUCAAUUAUGUUCUCUGAUAUGUUCAAGUGUUUGGGUAUCCAAAGAAAAGAUGCAAGAUAGUCCAUUGAAGAUGGAAUUCACUGCGUUC